AUUGGGAGGCCCUAUAGGGCGCAGAUCCAGAAGGCGCGCUGUCUGUGGAAAUUCACCAUCACAUACACACACCAUUCCCGAAGAAGCCGAAUAGUUGCCUGACAUGGAGACGAUCAACCGGCAGCGCAGCGACGAAGAGCUACCCUACGUAUAUGAGACCGUGGCCGUUGACUGCUACAUGUCCCCUUGUUUUGAUGAUCCCGAAUUUCUGAUCUGGAAUGGGCCCAGCAUCCUAUCUCCGCUUACGCACCCCGAGGAUAUCUUUCGUUAUGCCUCUGCCAUGCUGUCCUACCCCGUCGAUUGGUUAGAAAUGCACCUUACGGUCGUCCAUAAGUACACGUUUGAAUCGGUCGCCAUCUCGCCAUUCUUCCUUCCGCGCGUGGAGUGCACCCUCGGCAACCUCAGACGGUUUCACAAUCAGAGCUGGGAAGUUUUCCGUCCGUACAUAUGGACCAUCGAUCACGCAGAUUAUCAAUUUCAAAUGUUCGUCUGGCCAAGAGGCGAGCGGGAGCCGAAUACCAUAGGAAGAUUAGGGGUGUUAUCAGGGUCCAACACUAUCGAUCCUGAAAGAAUCCUGGAUCCAGAGCGUUUUAUUGAAAAUAUCUCUUGCGGCUUCUAGUGUGAAGAGCAUACUGAGUUCAUCUGUACCAUGCGAUAAAAGAUUGGAGGCCGGGAUUUAAAUAGCCUGUAUUGUUUUAUGGGC
Aspergillus welwitschiae is the source of this 703-nucleotide messenger RNA. RefSeq lists its product as uncharacterized. The record is from RefSeq and is a predicted model, not a curated record. NCBI's taxonomy places the organism in Eukaryota, Fungi, Ascomycota, Eurotiomycetes, Eurotiales, Aspergillaceae. The coding region runs from base 104 to 619 and encodes 171 amino acids. The transcript has a single exon.